Messenger RNA from Colletotrichum chrysophilum, 1290 nucleotides. RefSeq lists its product as uncharacterized. The transcript has a single exon. Gene Ontology annotation, biological process: DNA repair; DNA alkylation repair. Gene Ontology annotation, molecular function: dioxygenase activity; zinc ion binding. NCBI's taxonomy places the organism in Eukaryota, Fungi, Ascomycota, Sordariomycetes, Glomerellales, Glomerellaceae. The record is from RefSeq and is a predicted model, not a curated record. Bases 1 to 1290 code for a protein of 429 amino acids. Gene Ontology annotation, cellular component: nucleus.
AUGGAGCCUGAAGAGAAGCGGAAGCACAGUCCUGCCUCGACCCAGCGCGCAGAGGAGGAUGACGAGCCAACUGAGGUGAAGCUUGCGAUGCUAUCAUCGCUUCACCCGAAUUUUGAGCAGGAAAUGCUGCUCGAUGUUCUCUUGGCUCACAAUGGCUCCGUCGCCGAGUCUCUAGAGGCACUCGCAACCCCAACCUCUGCCAAGAAACCCAGCGGCGUAAUGGGCGCCCAGAGCUCGUUGAGGAAUUUCGCCACAAAAUCGGUGGAAAAUGGGACUGGCGCAGAAAGCUCCGCGAAGAGGAGGUUACUGUCGAAGAAGGGCACCACGCUGCAUCUCUACGACCCUGACGACAUUGCAGAACACACCCCCUGCUCAGUCAUCCACAACUUUCUCCCGGCCGAAGAGGCCAACGAUCUCCUGCGGGAGCUCUUGCGGGAAGCUGAGACCUUUGAGAAGAACGUCACAUUCAAACUCUUUGACAACGUAGUUGCCAGCCCCCACACCACGAGCUUCUAUGUCGAGAGCUACGACGAGAUUCAGCGGCAAAAGACGGACUACCUGUAUAACGGCGCCAAACUUACCGACAUCCGCCGCAUCACCCCUCAGCUUGUCAAAGUCAAGCCAAAGGUGGCGGAAGCCGUGAACGCGGAAAUACAAAAGAGGAUUGCGACCCGUUACCCCGGGGGCAAGAAGCUGCGGUUCCAGUCUCCCAAACCGUGGGCUCCCAACUCGGCGUUCGUCAACUGCUACGACGGACCGCAGGAGAACGUCGGGUAUCACAGCGACCAGCUGACAUAUCUCGGCCCCCGCGCCGUCAUCGGGUCUCUGUCUCUCGGCGUGGCACGAGAGUUCCGCGUGCGCCGCAUCAUUCCCAAGGAUGGAGAUAGCAACUCGGCCGAGGACCCUGAUGCGGAGGGCCAGAUCUCGAUUCACCUCCCGCAUAACUCAUUGCUGGUCAUGCAUGCCGAGAUGCAAGAGGAAUGGAAGCACAGCAUUGCGCCGGCGCAGUCGAUCGACCCUCACCCUGUCGCUGGAAACAAGCGCAUCAAUAUCACGUACCGCGACUACAAGGCGAACAUGCACCCUCGUUACACGCCAAAGUGCGAUUGCGGCAUCCCCUGCGUGUUAAGGGUCGUCCAGAGGAAGAAGGAAAGCCAUGGGAAGUACUUCUGGAUGUGCCAUGGCGGAAACGCGCCUGGUAAAGAGAGUUGCUCGUUCUUCCAAUGGGGGAAAUUCGACGACGAUGGCAAUCCCAUGUGGACUCACGCGAAACCGAAACCUUCGGCGUGA